CCAAUACUAAGUGUUUGAACUUUCAUCCAUCGUAAUUUGCGGCCUAAUUGUUACUAAAUUUGUUCACAAAAAUAUCCCAAUAUCUAUUUAUUCUACUUUUUAUUUGCGGCCAUCUGGACUUCAUAUGAAAUUUUGUUCAGCAGCAAUUUUAGCUUAUUUUUAAAAGUAGAACGACAUGAGCAAAAUAUUUCUCAAAUUUGCAGGUUUUCUGCUAUUAGCCACAUUGCCUAGUACGUUUGGAUGGUAUGAUUAUGACGUUGACUAUGACUAUGACUACAGAAGCUACUGGUUGAAGAAAAGAUCUUCAUCAAACGAGAACAAGAACGGAACCGAGGAAGAAAAACGGACAUCCCUAAGAGAUAACCCAAAUGGAUUCAUGUCUGGUGCGUGGGAAAUGUUACCAAUUGAGAGGAUGGGCUUGACUCUGAAAGAUAUUCAGCUGGAAUUGUGGCACCAGGAACAAACCAGGAACCAACUCAAUGAAAUCCACUGUGAGCCGACUGACCCAUUCCUUAAGAGUGUGUAUUACAACCAGGAGAACAUAGAGGAGAAGGAAAUGCUGUUCGAGUUGAACUGCUUCCGCAACCACUACUGGGUCUGGACCAAGGGAGACCCGCCCAGAUACGCCUACUUGGUCUAAAAAGGAACGAGCCCCCAACAGAAACAUGAAUACAUGGACUUUUGAUUUGCUCUGAGCCAAGGUUUGCAUGCUACAAAAGUUGUUUGAAAGAGCAAGGUCAAAAACAAAUUAAUGUGUUCAAAUAAGCAGAAAUAAACGAUCCCUAAGACUGAUGUAGUUUUCUAU
Symsagittifera roscoffensis is the source of this 805-nucleotide messenger RNA. RefSeq lists its product as uncharacterized. The record is from RefSeq and is a predicted model, not a curated record. NCBI's taxonomy places the organism in Eukaryota, Metazoa, Xenacoelomorpha, Acoela, Convolutidae. The coding region runs from base 176 to 640 and encodes 154 amino acids. The transcript has 6 exons.